GCAGCAGGAUCGCAGUUUCCUUGCACGCGCCACGAUUUUUUUGUGCUCGCUUUUUGUGAUUUAUUGUGUUACACACAUUGUAAAGGAUACAAAAGGAGAACGCAGGCUCGGAAAGCAAAUAAUUUUUGAACUAAAAAAUAAGCAGACAGAAACAGUAAAGUUUCAGCGUUUCUUUGCGGUGUUAAGCCACAGCUGUUUGGGUAUGAAAAAUGUACCGUUAUUUGUGUCGUUAAUUGUAUUCCGCAAUGGAUGUGUAUAAAAAGUGAAAAUCGGUUAUAUACGUAUAUAUUGUAAUAUAUAUUUGCGUGUACUCUAAGCCUAUAAAUUGUGCAUGAAAAAGCUAUAUCCGCUUCCGGUUUGUAAAAGUCUUCAAUUCAAUCGGAUCGAGUAGUAAAUAUUCUUUUAUAAGAAAGUGCGUUUGUGCAGAAAUUUCAGUGAAUACACACUCGCUUGUUAGGGCAGUGGCGAAAAGCGAGCGUGUGCAUAUAUGGCAACAAAAAUAACAACGAGUAUUUAUGUGUUUGUGUGUGUCUCUGAACUUGGCGAUGGCGCCGCAAACCGCUGUGAAGAUGCCUAAGUGCAGUGUUUAAGCGGACGAAAAGAAUUAACUGUUCUUAUGUGACUAAGAAACGAAAAAAUUAACUCGAUCUUUUGAAGAGAUUAAGCACAAGAUCUUGAAACAUUACUCGAACAGUGUAUCAGUGUUGAUUGUCACCGUUAUAGUGCUGCAAAACCGCCAUCAUGGAUAGUUCUCCUGAUCUAUCCUUGAAAUUACGUCGCGGCUCGAGCGAUUCGCGCGACAACUUUUACAUGGAUUUCGCGCAAGGCAUUGACUCCGACAUCGAAGAGGUGGAUAACAGCGCUUUGGCCCUCGAACCGCAGCAACCGCCACCGCCACCCUUGCCCAUCGUCGCACCCGAAGAUGUACUUGGCGCCGGUUUUAUACCGCCACCACCGCUGGUUAUGCAGGGACAACCCUUGCCAACACUCACCGAACACGAUGAUCUACCACCAACGCCACCACCACAAGAACAACCCAUCGGCAGCGUGGUUGACUCACCGCCUGCAUCGCCAACAUCAUCGGUACUCGAAAUGAUACCACCACCACCACUUUCACCACCUAUGAUAACACCGCCACCUGUACGUGCAGUGCCAUUGGCACCACCAUCACCACCAAUCGAAACUGAAGACGAAGGUGAUGACGCCGAUGUGGAUGAAGAAGAAGAAGAGGACGAUGAUAAGUCUACACCGCCACCGCCAUUGCCGCCACUACCAUCAAAUUUUUCUUAUGUACAUGGUAACGGUGCACAUGGAGCUGGCAUACCGGGUGCAGGUGUCGCCACACCACCUAAAUCACCAUCAACGUCUCCAUCGCCACCAGAUACACCACCGCCGUGUCCUAAAAUGUCAUUACCAAUGAAAUUGGCUUCGCCACCGCCACCACCACCACCUAUGCACGCACCAAUGCCAUUGCCACCGUUGACACCUCCCUCAGAGAGUGAUCAAUCGCAACCGAAUUCACCACCACCAUUACCGCAGCAUGCACCACUACCACAAUCACCACCACAUUCAACUGGUUCGCCAGCCAGUUCGGUUGGUUCACAACCGCGUUCGUCGGGUUCACAACAACGUGUUGUGCUGGUUUCGCCUCCGCUUUCUACAGGCUCCCGACCACGUUCCAUGGGUUCGCCGCAAGGCUCGAUUAAUUCGCCACCACAUUCGAUCAGCUCUCAACCGCGUUCAAUUGGUACGCCACCACGCAGUAGGGAGGCUAUACCUGAAGAUGGUCCAGCUACGCCGCCACCGGAUUUCGGUGAGCCAAGUGAUGUUAUUGCCGCUGCUCUGGCUGCGGCUAUCGAAGUGAAAUCUUGCGAACUUAUCCAAGGUAUUACACAAGGCACCGCCUACCAUAUGAUUGAUGAAAAUAAAUCAUCAAAUGAAGAUGAGUCUACGACGAUAACCACGCCACCAAGUAAUGGUUAUUCUGGUUCAUCAUUGAUUGUGCCACCUGCUGAUCAAUUGGGUGAAUUGGAACAGGAUACCGGCAUGAUGCUGGCUGAUAUACCGCCACCCUUAGGCAUGGAAGAUGAAGAGCCAGACGAUAUUCAGCAAGAAGAAAUGGAAAUCGAUGAAGUGUCGCCCAAACUGCCAACAGAACCCAUGGAGGUUGACGAAAUAGUGGAGGAAGAGGAAGCCUACAGCGAACGGACACCAAUCUCUGAUCGUCAACCAAGUGAAGAUCACACCACUGCCGACACACCAGCUGACGAGGUGGUCGAAACACGCGGCACGCCUACAUCACAAGCUACACCACGCAGCACACCGCUGCCAACACCACCAGCUUCCGGUUCGCCUAAGAAGAAACGCAGCAGCGUAAGCAUCAGUGGUGGCAGCGGUUCUGGCAGUCGCGGCCCAAGCCGUAGCGCCAGUCGCAGUGGCAGCCACAGCGGUAGUCAUGGCGGCAGUCGAAAUGCCAGUCGCAGUGGCAGUGUACGCGGUAGCAUUGCGUCACGCGCCGGUAGCAUUGCCGCCGCCUCAGUUGCUUCAGCAGCAGCAUCUAUUGCCUCUGGUUCGCCACACGUGGUUGAAGCAGCAGCGUCUGCGACAGCGGUGGCUUCACCACAAACUUCUAUCAAAUCGAUACGUAGUCAACCGUCGUCUAUAAAAUCGGCACAUUCAAAACAUAGCGCCUCACCGCCAAUGAUGAAGAGUCCACCGGAGGGCGAUCGUCCACCGGUAAUGCCAUCACCACCAAUGAUGCGCUCACCGCCACUCGUCAAGAGUCCACCUCUAAUGCAUAGUCCACCGAAGGUGACCAGUCCACCACGUGUGUACAGUCCACCGUUGGUAGGCAGUCCACCAACGCGUAAAACGGAUUCUGUGGAUUUGGAAAAGGAAGCGGAAGCAAAGCCGGUAAAAGCACCGUCAGUGGGCACCUACAGCGACUCGGCAGCCGCGUCUAGUGAAACCUUAGACGCCGCUUCGAUCGUCUCACCCACCAUGGCCGCCGCACCGCCUACCGUCGCCGCUGCCACGGCGAGCACAUCGCUCAGCUACCAGGACGAACAACAGCCGCCACAACAUGUGAUGCGCGCACACCUCAGCAGUCAUCAUCACUAUCACCUGCCACACCAGUUCCAGCAUCCACAUCAUCAAAAUCAUCACACACACGGUGGUGUGCCCGUAGCCACACCCACAGUGCCCGCCAGCUAUGCGGGCGCACAACAUCUGCUGCACCAUCACCACAAAACGAGUCCCUACAGCAGCAGCGCAAUGGAUGAGGAUAGCAGCGGCAGUGUGAGUGGCGUCAGCGGUCCAACGCCACCAGCCAAACCGCCACACACACAAGAACGUCGUUCGCCGCCUAGCAGUGGCGCCACCGCUGCCACUAUGGCCACUUCUAGUGUCCUGCUGGUCGCAGAUGCCGCUGCUUCAAGUGCUUCGGUGUCGCCGGGCCGCUUGGCCAGUCGUUCGGGCUCUCAUCAUCGUGUCACCAUUGAUGAGUCGAAUAUAGCAACGUCGUCGGCAUUGAGCCAUCAGUUGGAUGUUAGAGGUGGUGACGGUGGCGAUGAUGGUGAUGCUGGUGGUAGUGGUGGUGGCGGUGCAGGCGGUUCGGGUCCACCGUCGCCCGGUUCAUCGCAUCGACGUCUCUCCUCAGCGCUGGGGGAUGAUCGACAGACGGGACAUUUAGCGUUAAUGUAUCAUUCGCACCAGUUGACCAGCUAUCCGGUGUUGCCAGCCAUCAAGCGAACGCAUCGACCGUCAUUCAUAUAUCCACCGAUGCCGCGUGUCAGAGCUGGAGAUGCCUUGGCCACACUCUUCUCCGCAUUGUAUGGCAAAUUAUUGGUGGUAAUGGGCAUCGCAUUUCCAAUGGCUGAAGUCAUAUCGACUUAUAUACCACCUUCCUUCUAUGAGGUGUAUUAUCUUUACUUGUACAUUGGCAGUAUGAUAUUUUUGCUCUUCAUGUAUGCCACGCUAUUGUGGGGACGACCGAAAAUACCAGCAAAUAUAACUUCGCCCAGCAAAUCAACAUCAAAAGCGCGUUCCUCCACCGCUUCGGAGAGCAUGGACGAAUCGGACACGGACAGCAAUUCGAUGCAUAACAAACGCAUACCGACGGUGAUACCCGCCCGAAGGCCCUCGCUACUGGCACCGCUCGGCCGGCAGCAUCACUACGGAUCCUUCUAUCUGCGUAUGGGCGCAGUGGCUUUUGGCAUUGGCAGCAUGAUCUAUUCGGGCUUGGAGUUCGGUCAGUAUUUCGAAUUGAAUCCGGACACCAAGUGUCAUAAUGUUUUGUUAGCAUUGACACCGGCGACGCGAAUGGCAUUCAUUUUCAUACAAAUGUACUUUAUUUUCCUGAAUAACGAGCAAAUCAAAGUCUAUCGCUAUAAAAUCAUCGCACGCUUCGGUCUAAUGCAUAUGAUCGGCACCAAUUUGGCAGUUUGGCUGAAUGUGCUGAUACAGGAAACGAAACACGAAAUAUUGACAUUCUACAAUCCGGAGAAUCGUACGCUGCGCAUCUCACAUCGUAUACCCGGACAUUCGCGUGGACAUGCAAACAUACCGGCAGUAAUACCCACCGAUCCCACAGCACAUUUGCGUAUACCGCGGGGACUGAAGGGUCCUUAUCAAAUUUUCGAGUGUCGACGUACCAACAUACUCGGCACACUGGUACAAGAUGCCUCACCAUUCCUCUUUCCCUGCACCAUUGAGUAUUCAUUGAUCUGCGCAGCCAUAUUGUAUGUGAUGUGGCGUAGCAUUUCGCGACCGCCAACACCAGCGCCACAACGUCCGGACACGAUCAGUUCGCCGAUGAAGCGUUCACCCCAUCACUAUUCGGUGGAUUGUGCGCGUGCGCACAAGGGUCUCUUCGUUGGCAUACUCAUACUCGUGCUGACCAUCAUUUCGCUCAUUCUCUUCUUCGUGUUGAUCUCGCGACCAGACUUUGUCGCCUUGGCCGUCACCGAGGUGACCAUCUGUGAGCUGCUCAUCUACGGCACAGCGACAAUAGCAACACUCAUCGGCAUGAUACAAAUACGACAUCUGCAAUAUGAUUGGUAUCGCAGCUUCUCGUUGGAUGAUAUUUUGUUGGUCGGUGCGCAGACUGGUUCCUUUUUGUACAAUAUAUUCACAGUGAUCGCCGGACAUUUUACGUUGCGCAGUGAUGAUAUGUUAGUACCGUUAAAUGCACUCGCCUCCAUUGUGCAAACGGCUUGCCAGACAUUAUUCAUCUUGGAUGCGAGUCGACGACAGGCCAUCACACCGGAGCAUAUACGUAAGAAACCCGGCCGAGAGAUUGUGACAUUUAUGUUGGUCGUGAAUUUGGCGAUGUGGGCGAUCAGCACGUUGGAGAAGUCACGUGCCGAAUCACAUCCAAUACAAUUGAAUUUCUAUGGUCUGUGGGCGUGGACGAUAAUAACGCAUGUGUCCAUGCCAUUGGCAAUAUUCUAUCGUUUUCAUUCGACAGUUUGCUUGUGUGAAAUCUGGAAGCGUGCCUAUAAACUGAAACCGGCCUAUAUGUGAGAGUUUGCGCGCGAGCGCAUUGCAAGCAUUGCGCAACAGCAACAAUUCUGUGAAGAUCUCAAAACCAAUUUGUCGUACUGUUAUUGCUCAACAACGCUGGCCGGCGGCGAACUCGAGACCGUCGAAGAGGCGGAGAGUGGCGAGAGCAACGGCUACGAAGAAGAUGACGAGGGUGAGGAUGGUGGCAAUGGUGAUGGUGACGUUGGUGGCGCUGGGACCGAUACGACUACAGCGGUGCUGGAAGGUGGUGGCACCGGCACCGCCGCCACAGAAGAAGAGGACUUGGACACAACCGACGGUGAUGAGUUAGAGGCGACACAACGACCGAAACAAAUGAAAGCAAAUGGUAGUGAACAGAAGCAGCAGAAACAGCAGACCAGACAACGACAUGUCAAACUAGUAGACUGUAAGGAUAACGGUAAUGGUAAUGAUAAUGGUAAGGGUAACGGUAAGGGUGGUGGUGGUGGUGGUAAACCUUCCGCAUUUUGUCCGGUUUUCGUGAUAAAUGGUGAAUGAGUUUACGAGGAUUUUGAGUUCAUUGAUGCGGGCAGCGAUCGUGAGCUCACAUUUGUUUAAGGUGUACACUUGGUAUAGACUUUGAGGCGAGUUAGGCGGUGUAGGCAGGUGUAGAAUUGAGGUCUGGAGUAUGUUGAGCUCGAUAAUGGUUAGACAUAUAUUUUAUGGAAAGUUUAAGAAGAGUACGAUUUUCUUUUGCGAAGCAGCCAUAUUCGGAGACAUAACAGGCUAGAUUGGGUAGUAAAGUUUAUCAGAACAUUUACUUCAAAAGUGAUACAGUUACUCCCAAGAAGUUAUGAAAAGAGCGGUUCAAAAAUUACCUAUUGCUAAUGAAAUGCUUUGAGAGUUCAACAGGUCACAGUAUAUAGGGGCUCAAUAGUUGAAACUGAAGUAUUAUGUACUUUCUUUAACGGCAACUAAAACCUGUAAUAUAUUCCUUAAUUUGAAAAAUCUUCCAAAUUAUGCCGAAGGGACCCCAUUAGGUGACGAAAAAGAUUGCUUUGUUACCAUGCAUAGCUGGGUGUUUUCGUAAGAGGCUCCACAAUAGGGUCUGUUAUCAGUAUUUUAGCUAAACGGCACUUUGUUUUCAGAUAUUCAGAAAACUUUUCCAAACAUUAUGUGAGAGAAAAUUCAAACAUUCUUUAGAUCAUAUUCGAGAAAGAGACCAAUAUAAAAUUUCAGCGUCACCUUGGGUGGACAAGAUCGAAAAGAAUUUCAAAAAGGUGUUCUAAGACAAGGCAAACAUUAUGUGAGGGAAAAUUCAAACAUUUUUUUAUAUUAUGUUCGAGGAAGUAGAUUUGAACACGAAACCAAUAUAAAAUUUCAACGAUAUUUUAGCUUAACACGAUCGGAAAAGAUUUCCAAAUAAGUAUUCAAAGACAGUUCAAGCAAUAUGUGGAGGAAAAUUCAAACAUUCUCAUGUUCGAGAAAGUAGAUUUGGGAAAGAGAUCAACAUAAAAUUUCAACUUUAACUUAGGUGGACAAGAACGAAAAGGUUUCCAAAAGAAGUGUUCUAAGGCACUAAAUCUUCACCGUUUUUUAUAUCCCGAAUAAAGAAGAAAAACUUUCCUCAUAAAUAAGAGAAAUUCGAGUGUAUACCCUUAAAAACUAAGAAUAUAUAAUAUAUACUUCAUAUGAAGGAUAUAAAUGAAUUGGCAAGAUCCUUGGUCGAGUUUUUAUGCACACGUUGUUAUUCAAUAAAUGACGGGUCUUUUCAGCUGUAAGAAAUUCUCUCAUGUUGGUCUGAAACUGAAAUUAAGCCCAGACAUUUCAACCAAAUAUCAUCUGCGUUAGGUACCAUGUAAUGCUAUAAUUAUAUCCACAACUCUAACAUUAUUCUGGGAAAUUUUUGAACUCAUUGCCGGCAUUAAAACAAAUUUAGGAUUUGUUGAGAGAUUUUUGCAAUAAAAAGCAAGCAAGGUCGCAUUUGGGAAAAUAGCGGGUUAAUUGAUAGAGAAAUUUCAACGAAUACUGUAACCAAAAUAAACCAGAUAAACUACUUAGAGGCAUAGGUUAUUGGUAGUUCUUUAUCCACAGCAAUAUUAAAAGUAUUCUCUAGGAAGUUACACAUUUAUAAAGAGAUUGAAACUAGUACUAUUUGAAGGCAUAAAACAAAAGAAAAAAUUAAAAAAAAAAUAUCACCAAUACACUGCGAAAUCAAAAUGGUCAAAGUAAAUGUACGAAAUAGUUCGAAACUAAAUACUACUAGGGAAUAUAUACCAUAUAACAUACAUAUUAGACAAAAUAGUAAAAGUAUAGAAAAACGAGUUGUAAAUUUAAUUAAUUUUUAGUAAUCAAGUGAGGAAUAAGAAAUAAUAACGAUAUUGAAAAAACUAUUCACCGAUGUACCGACCCACCAUAAACCACCAUUUCGAACAAAACUUUCAUUGGCAUACAAGAAAAACUAAAAAAAGCGAACCAAUUAAUUGAAAACGAAUUUCAAGAAACGAAAAAAACUGAAUUUCAAAAAAAAAUUAAAUUUCAAAAAAAAAAUAAAAUUUCAAAAAAAUUAAAUUUGGAAAAAAAUUUAAAGCCGAAGAGAAGAAUAAGCAAAGAACCCACACAUGCAACUACACUCAAUUGAAUAACAUGAUAACCUUACAAACGUGUACACACAAACAACCAUAGCUACAUACAUACAAGUAUUUUUCGAUGAAGAAAAUUUAAUUGAUUUUACAAAAAACCACGAAAAAAAAAUAUAAAGUGAUGCAAUAUUUUCUUUCAACUUUACCUAUAACAAAGAUCGAAUCAACAAUAUACAUACAUAUACCUAGAAAUACACACAAAAAUUACGCUAAUCCCCAAGGGGUGAUAGUUUGUUUACAUUAAAGUGAAGUACCGUAAGACGUAUGUGAAACAGUUACAUAUAUCAUGUUCUAACUGAUGAUAGUCAUAAAAAUUGCUAUAUAACAAUGUAAUCUACAAACACAUAUACAUACAUAUAUAAGUCAGUAUAAUUGAUAAAUCAAUGAACAAGAAAAUAUUGUAAACAUAUACAUACAUACAUAUAAAUUGAAAAAUAGAUUUUGAAUGAAAGCAAACAUAACCUUAAAAAGUUCUAGUGGAUACCAUGCAAAAUAACGUGUAUGUAGUUGUAUUCAUCGAUACUAUUUGUAUAGACUGAUUGUGUGUUCACCGCAAAUAACUUUAGUUCAAAAGUAGAAAAUUCAAUACUGAAACGAGUAAUAUUAUACAGAACAAAAAUCGAAGAGCGUAGUUCAUCAUAGAUACCUAUUUUACGAAAUUAAUUCGCUAAAAAUCAACGGCAUUUGGUUGCGUAUAUUAUGGGAAGUUUUAGUUGUUUUUAGGUGUAUUCAAAUUUUAUAGGAAAUCUUGUGAAUACCCGAAUGGAGUAAGGCUAAGUUUGGUUUUUUUUUCGAACAAUAAAGCGUUUAGUUUAAAACACAUUUAUAACAAAGAAUGUGUACCAAUCUUCAUCUUCUUCUUUACUGGCCUAGACAGCGCUUGCGCGGUUAUAGCCGCGUUAAUAUGUACCAAAAUUUUACUAUUUGUUCUCCCUGAAAUAUUACAACUCAAAUCAAAUAGUUAAUUGCUGCUUUUGAGGGUUCUGGUCCCUUCAUGGAGGGAUGCAGUCGUAAAUUUUUCAAUAUUACAGCUAAAAGGUGAUCAAUUGUCCUGCUGAGCAGACAAUUAUGUUCUUAUCUACGAAUUCCAAUUAUUGAGAUUGGCAUCUAAAGCGUUCAUCUUUGACUCAAAAGGACUCAAUUUGCAAACUGCGUAAGACUCGUUGUUUUUCUUAAAGGGUUUAUAGCCACUUGCAAAGCAGAAAUAACGCAGUUCUUUUUGAACUUUUCCGACGAGGCAUUUCAUUUUAAAAAUAAAUAUCUGGCGGCGAGCCAGAUUUUUCUGCUUAAAAAUAACUCAAAUCGAAAACAAAAAAUGGUAUUAUAUAUGAGUACAGGUAAUAAUCGAAAGACAUGUCAGAAUUUUAAUUAUUAACAAAAUGGCGGCUUCCCAAAAAAAAAAUGUUUUCUGUGUUUCCGACAUAUGAGCGGUUUUUUGAGGAAAAAAGGAAGUGUGCAAAAUUUCAAAUCGAUAUUUCGAAAACUGAAGGACUUGGUCUGAAUAUAUAAAUAUACAUUGUUUCCAAAAAGCAUACAGAAAUUGUAUUCAAUCGUUGAAAGUCGACCUCUUCAACUGAUGAAAAUAUUAAAAAAGCUUGAAAAUCGUCAAGCAAUAGCUGGUCAUCUCUCGCAAAAAAUUAAGAGUUUUGUGUUCUGUUUACAAUUUCCGGGUACUUUUUUGUCGAAAUGUAUACUUUUACAAUUCUAUCUGUACAUUACAAAUUACCAACUCCAGUUACCAGCAAAAGGUCAUAACUACUUUCCUUUGAGUAAAAUUCCCAAAAGACUUUUUUCACCGAAACAUGCAAUUUUUGCUACUAACAGCAGGAGAAAAAAUUAAAAAAAAAAACUUAAGGUUUUAAAAGUAUGGAAAAAACGUAUUUGCCAGAUUUUAAAAAUGAAAUUUUUUUGCCAUAUUUUCAGUGUUUUACCAAAAUCCUCGUAUAAAUCCCAAAGUUGCCAAAGAUAUUCUUUGAAAAAAAAAAAUAUUAAGAAGAAAAAAGUAAUAAGCAUGAAAGUUUGAAAAAAUUUAAUUCAUAAUUGACAGGAAAAAGGAAACUAUAGGAUAACCAUCCUAAUGAAUAUGCGAAUUAGAAAUUAUAAAAACAAAAAUGCUAUGUAAAAUUAGUAUUAAAGUUUAAUACACAUAAUUUGCUGUAAGUGAAAUGCUAAAGAGUUGCCACUUAAUUAUGCUAAGCGAGAAAUAUUAUGUACAUACAUACAUAUACAUGUAUAAGAUUGUGUUAUUUGUUUGCGAAAAUUGUUUUGUUGCAUUCAUUUAUUGUUGCAAGGAUCGACGAAGCAUUGUUUGUUUGAUUGUUCAUGUAACUGAUCAUUUGAUCAUUAUUUUAAGGGUUGAUUCUAAAGUUUUAAUUCUUAAAGGAAUAUUGCAUAAGUGAAAAUUAUAAUUAUAAAAUGUAGUUGCUAUUUUUUAACAGAUAUAAAGUAUCGUAAAUCGUUUAUGUAUGUGUGAUAGAGUAUAAAAAUUUUAUUUAAAUUGAAUGUAUUAUAUAUAAUAAGAAAUUAUGUAUGUAUGUAUAUAUAAGUUUUAAAUGCAGUUGAGGCUAAAAUUUAAAAAUAAAUUGUAAAGUUACGUUUUUUUCAGAAAUAAUGCAUUUAAAAUUUUUGCUAAAAAUAAAAUAUUUUAAUCGAAAUCAAUCAAAAGCAUUUUUCAGCUUUUAAAAUAUUAAUUUCUUGAGUUAACAGAAUAAGAAUAAAAAUAAAUAAUUGACAAGCAAGGAAGAGCUAAGUUCGGGUAAAACCGAACAUUUCAUAUAUUGUAACUUGCAAGGAUUAAAGCCAGGGAAGAUAAUUCACAUAUUGGCCCUUAUAUGCGGUAUAAACUCACCCGGAAAUUUGAAAAUUUAUAAAUUAGAUAUAUGGGGGCACACAGACAUAUUACUAUCAGAAAAAAAUUUCAAUUAUAAAUCUGAUACAUUGAUCGGUAUUUUCGGUAAAAAGUCAACUAUAGGUACUGGGGUGGUCCACAUAUUGUGUACGUAGUGGCUUGUUUUAUUUGACUUGGACCAUUUUUGGCCAUAAGGUGGCGUACUCUAAAGGCAUUAUUCGUGCAAAGUUGAAUUUUACACUCGAAAGGAGAGAAUCCGAUAGUAUUUAAAAUAGUCUUAUGUGGGAAGUAGGUGUGGCUGCAGUCCGAUUUUACCCAUUUUCACACUGUUGGUAGUUACUGCGGAAACGGACGAACGGACAGACAUAUGAAAUAACUUUUUUUAAAUUUAUUCACAGAGCUAAUUAAAAUUUUACAAAAUUUCAUAUUCCGGGAAAUGAAAAGUUUUUGAAAAAUUUAAAAUAAAUAUUUUUUUUUAUAAUUUAUUUAUAUAGUUAAUUUAAAAUUUUACAAAACUGUGUAUUUUGUUAAAAAUAAAAUUUUUAAAUAUGUAAAAAAAAUAUUUUUUUGUUACAAGAACAAGUUAAGUAAAUUUUUACGAAAUUUAUGUAUUUGUUUUUUUUCCAGCAAUUAAAUCUCUUUCAUGACAAAAACCGUAAACUCAGGUCUCCUUUAAUUUUUUUUAAAUAAAAUUAAAACAAAAUAUUAAAAUUAUUUUUUGCGCAAAAUAGUUAUCAAGAAUUAAAGAAAACAAUUUAAUUAUAAUAUUAUUGUAAAUUUUUUUAAAGAUAAUAAAAAUAUUAUUACAUUAAUAAACACUAAAUUAUUUAUAAAAGUAACAACUAUCUCAUAAAAAAAUGUUUUCAUCUACUGUGCAUAAUUUAGUUUCGAUGCCAAAGAUUUUUUCAAACCAUAUACAAGAUUAUUACAUUUAUAUAUACAUACAUGCAUUUGUAUAUUUAGUAAAUCUAAGUUAAGUGUUUGCUGUCUGUAAUUUAAUAAAAAAAUAAUAACAAUUGUGUGUUUUAAAAGUUAAGUAUGAAGGAAAAAGCAAUUUUAAAUUUAGUUAUGACAAUUGAAAUAUUAAUAUGUAUUUUAUAUAUUCUUCAUAUAAUAUACUAGCAUAUUAUUUGUAGUAUAUAAGGAAAUUAGAAAAAAACAAUAAAGAUUUUUUAUGAAUUCUGUAAAUUUAUAAAUAAAUGAGUGUAGCUAAAGGCAAAGAAGAGCUGAAAAUACAUUUGUGUCAACAAUGUAAUGAAACGAAAAAUAAAUAAAAAUAAUGAAAAAAAUAAAAAAAUAAUAAAAAAAUAACAAUAUAAAUAAAUAAAAUAACAAAAGAAAAAAUUAAAAUAAAACAAUAUAUCUAAAAAAAUUUAAAAAAAAGUUAAAUAAAAUAAAAUAUUAAAAAAAAAUUAAAAGGUAUUAAAAACAUUAUUUACAAAAAUAUAAAAAUAAAAUAAAAUGAUAAAAAAACAAUUUCUUUAACAAAAUUGUAUUCUUGCGAUACACAAUUUACAUUUAACAAAGUUUUAAUAAAAACAAUUAAAAACUACUAAAAUGAAAACACGAAAUUUACUCAAAGAUAUAGAAAUGUACGCUCAAUAUUGCAAACAAACAAAAAAAUAAUACAAAUAAAUGGUAAAAUAAAAUAUACAAAAAACAACAAAUUUGGAAAAAAUAAAAAAAGUAAAGGAAAAAGCCAAAAAAUAAAAUUUAAAAUAAAAAAAAAAAAAUAAACAAUUUAAAAAAACCAAAAAUUAAAAAUUAUAAAAAAAAUUAAAAACAAAACCGAAAACCAAAAACCAAAAAACAAAAAUAUAUACCACAAACAAUAAUCGUAUGUUAGCAAUUGAAAAUUACAUAAAACUACUACAUUUGUAUAUUUUGUAACAACCAUACAUAUUAAGAAAUACUUAUGUACGUAUGUAUGUAUGUAUGUACUUCAUUUAAAUUAACUGUAACUGCAAUACUUUAACUAUCUGUAAAUUAUUUCUGUAUUCUACUCGAUUGCUAUCCUAUUGUUUUUCUUUAGGAAUACGACUUAAAAUAUACCUACAAUAUACAUAUAUACACACACAUACAUAUAUACGAUAGAAAUCCCUAGUAUUAAAUAUUUACACAUAUAUUUAAUAUUUAUUAGCAUAUUUUUACAACUACUAAAAUUUUGUCUUAAUUAACAAUAUUUAUAAAAGCAAAAACAAAAGAAGCAAAAAUCUCAAAACCCGAAUGAAUAAUGAAGAAUGUACGAAGCAAAUGUAAUGUUAUUUUGUUCAUUUUACUAUAAAAGCGAUAUCGUUCAUGAUAUCUCGGAAAGUUGAAAACAUAAAUUGUAUGAUGUAAUAACAAUCAUGAAGUUGACGAUAAAGCAUAUACACAUGCAUAUUAUUAAUAAAUAUGAAUAAAUAUCUAAA
Bactrocera neohumeralis is the source of this 13382-nucleotide messenger RNA. It is a transcript of the gene OtopLc, whose product is annotated as proton channel OtopLc. Gene Ontology annotation, molecular function: proton channel activity. The record is from RefSeq and is a predicted model, not a curated record. NCBI's taxonomy places the organism in Eukaryota, Metazoa, Arthropoda, Insecta, Diptera, Tephritidae. The transcript has 8 exons. Gene Ontology annotation, cellular component: membrane. Gene Ontology annotation, biological process: proton transmembrane transport. The coding region runs from base 742 to 5523 and encodes 1593 amino acids.